AGAUUGCCCGUAGAGAGCGCCGCCAGGAUCCGGCGUCUGUGAUUGGCUGAGGCGCACGUCAAUCACAGCCCGGGCUGGAUCAAGUUGCCCGGCCGCUUGUGUGAGUGUGAGCGCUGGCUGCAGAGAGCGGCGGCGGUGGUGUGAGCUCCGGAGCCGGGCAAGAUGAUGAAGUUUCGCUUUAGGCGGCAGGGGCUCGACCCCCAGAGGGAGAAGAUCAAGCAGGAGCUCUUUGCUUUCAACAAGACCGUAGAACAUGGAUUCCCCAACCAGCCGAGUUCCCUGGCCUUCGACCCCGUGCUGCGGAUCAUGGCGAUCGGCACAAAAUCCGGAGCCGUUAAAAUAUAUGGCGCUCCUGGCGUGGAGUUUACCGGAUUGCACAAGGAAACCGCCACCGUGACCCAGAUGCACUUCUUACCCGGACAGGGUCGGCUUCUUACCUUGCUGGACGAGAACACCAUCCACCUGUGGGAACUGCAGCAGAAGGACGGCUGCUCCUACCUGGAGGAGACCCGCAGCUUCCUCCUCCCAGGACGACCAGGUUCCCCUCCCAGCAUUACUCGCGUGACUGUCAUCCUCGUGGCGGCGUCCUGUGACGUGGCUGCUCUCGGGACGGAAGGAGGCGGAGUCUAUCUUCUCCAGAUCCCAAGCUUGAAGCUCCUGGAAGAUCAGACCCUGCUGCAAGAUGAGAUCCUGCAGAGCCUUCCAGAUGAAUACAGGUGCGGGAAGACCCUGGGGCCGGUGGAGUCUCUGCAGCAGCACCCGCAGCAGCCCAGCAAGAUGCUGAUUGGUUACAGCCGGGGACUGGUGACCUUAUGGGACCGGGAGUCCAGGAAAGCUGAGCAUCACUUUUUGGGGAACCAGCAACUGGAGAGUCUGUACUGGGAGAGCAACGGGUCGUCCUUUAUCAGCUCCCACAGCGACGGGGGGUACAUGGUGUGGGCCGAGAGCAGCAAUUCCUCCACCACCUCCCAGCCCGUCACCUCUACUAUACCAUACGGUCCAUUUCCAUGCAAAGCGAUCAAUAAAAUCCAGUGGCAGUCCAGCAGCUGCGGGAAUCACUUCAUCAUGUUCAGCGGGGGGAUGCCUCGCGCCAGCUACGGAGACCGCCACUGCGUCACCAUAAUGCAAGGGAAGAAUCUGGUGACCUUGGACUUCACCUCCCGCGUGAUCGACUUCUUUACUGUGUGUCCUGUCAAGAGCGAGGACGGUCCUGACAAUCCCACAGCCCUGGUGGUCCUGGUGGAGGAAGAGCUGGUUGUCAUUGACCUUCAGACCCCUGGCUGGCCCACCAUCCCAGCCCCGUAUCUUGCCCCGCUCCACUCUUCAGCCAUCACCUGCUCCUAUCACAUUUCCAACGUUGCCCUGAAGCUCUGGGAACGGAUAAUUCUGUCCGGCGAGCAGCAGAACCCGCACUUCUCAUCUGUGAGCUGGCCCAUAGAUGGUGGGAAAAGUUUGGCCGAGGAGCCUUCCCAGAGAGGACUUCUACUUACAGGACAUGAAGAUGGCACUGUACGUUUCUGGGACGCCUCCGGUGUCGCCCUGCGGCCCCUCUAUCGACUCUCCACGGCCGGCAUCUUCCAGACAGACUGCGACCACAACGAGAGCUCAAACCAGAGUGGAGACGAGGACUGGCCGCCGUUCCGUAAGGUCGGCUGCUUUGACCCUUACAGUGAUGACCCACGGCUGGGCGUCCAGAAGAUCGCCCUCUGCAAGUACAGCAGCAAGCUGGUGGUGGCGGGAACCGCCGGACAGGUUCUCGUCAUGGAUCUGAACGAUGAUAAAUCGGAUCACAUGGUCAGCGUGGCCACAGUCGACCUCCUGCAGGACCGAGAGGGCUUCACGUGGAAGGGUCACGAUCGGUUGACCCCCAGAAACGGCUCCCUGUUUUUCCCGCCUGGAUUCCAGACCACCAUGCUGGUGCAGUGUGCGCCACCGGCUGCGGUCACCGCCGUCUCGUUACACUCUGAGUGGAAUCUGGUGGCGUUCGGCACCAGCCAUGGCUUUGGGCUGUUUGACUAUCAGCGGAGGAGUCCUGUCCUGGCCAGGUGCACAUUACACCCCAAUGACUCCCUGGCCAUGGAGGGGCCUCUGUCCCGGGUCAAAUCUCUGAAGAAGUCUCUCCGGCAGUCAUUCCGGAGAAUAAGGAAGAGCAGAGUGUCUGGGAAGAAGAGGCCGAACACUGCGAGCCCCAACAGCAGGCUCCAAGAGGCAAAUGCGCACCUGGCAGAGCAGCCGGGUCCCCAUGACCUAGAGGUAGCACCUGUGCAGCGGAGGAUUGAGCCACGUUCUGCAGAUGACUCUUUGUCCGGCGUGGUGCGAUGCUUGUAUUUUGCUGAUACCUUUCUGCGGGACGCUGUCCACCAUGGCCCCACAAUGUGGGCAGGCACCAAUUCCGGCUCAGUGUUUGCAUACGCGCUGGAAGUUCCUUCGAGGGAGAAGUUCUCGGAGCGCUCUGCAGAAGCCGUGCUGGGGAAGGAGAUUCAGCUUAUGCAUCGAGCACCAGUAGUCUCCAUUGCUGUCCUGGACGGACGGGGAAACCCUCUCCCAGAGCCCUUUGAGGUGUCACGAGACUUGGCGAAAGCACCUGACAUGCAGGGCACACACUCUGUGCUCAUCGCUUCUGAAGAGCAGUUUAAGAUUUUUACCUUGCCCAAAGUCGGUGCCAAAACAAAAUUCAAGCUGACGGCCCAUGAAGGCUGUCGGGUACGUAAGGUGGCUCUCACCAGCUUUACCAGUUUGGCAUCCGAGGACUACUCUGAGAACUGCCUGACAUGUCUGACCAACCUGGGAGACAUCCACGUCUUCAGCGUCCCUGGGCUGCGGCCUCAAGUGCGCUACGACUGCGUCCGCAAGGAGGACAUUAGUGGGAUCGCGUCCUGCGUAUUCACCAAGUAUGGCCAAGGAUUUUACCUGAUCUCCCCCUCGGAAUUUGAGCGGUUUUCUCUCAGUGCCAAGAAUAUCACAGAGCCAUUAUGCUUGGUGGAAUUCGAUAGACCCCACGACCCUGUGUAUCUCAGGAAACCUUUGUCCCCCAAAAACAACCAAGCCAACGGCACGCACCUUCCCCGGGAGUGUGACGGCACCCCGCUCAUGUCUGAAGCAAAUUCUCGCGAGCACGGCACCAUGUUAUUGCCAUCUCCUCUGGACUCGCCCUUAAACAGCACGGACACCACGCUGGACACAACCGGCGAAAUCACAGUGGAGGAUGUGAGGGAUAUGCUGGGAUCUAACGAGGAGUCGGAGAAAAACCUGAAGAAUUCGGCAGAGGAGACACGACCCCCAGAGAUCCUGAUCAAAUGAGGACCGAUCCGACUGUGGCCCCCUCGCCUCUCCGACCUGGUUUACACCCGUUCUCGCCACAUUGGAUUUUACAAAGCCUCGUCCCGAUGACGCCCGCUCCCCUCCUUCUGGACUGGUGAGCCCCCUCUACCCAGCUCCAUGAUGCCUUUUUGUACUGGUGGAUGAUCACUGCCUCGUGCCUCAUUCCAUGCAUCGACUAAUUAUAUUCUAUGUGAUACUGGACGGUUGAGGGAAGGAGCCCCCCUCCCCCAUACGUCUCUUGAGCCUUUACACCAUGGACUAUUAAGGACUGUGACGCUUCAGUGCUGGCACCUUUUUUAAUGCAUCGUUCAUCAUGGCUGCCGGUCACGGACUGCUGAGCGGAACAGGUUGGUCGCUGAACACGUGACGUACCUGCGUUUGUUUUUUUUAUAUGGACUUGCUCUAUAGAUGCAAGGUGCUGAUCGCAC
Messenger RNA from Bufo gargarizans (Asiatic toad), 3749 nucleotides. RefSeq names its product LLGL scribble cell polarity complex component 1 (gene LLGL1). Gene Ontology annotation, biological process: cortical actin cytoskeleton organization; regulation of Notch signaling pathway; regulation of protein secretion. Gene Ontology annotation, cellular component: cortical actin cytoskeleton; cytoplasm; plasma membrane. Gene Ontology annotation, molecular function: GTPase activator activity; myosin II binding. Lineage: Eukaryota; Metazoa; Chordata; Amphibia; Anura; Bufonidae. The record is from RefSeq and is a predicted model, not a curated record.